GACUCCCAAAUCUCAUAUCAUUCAUUAUACACAAACACUUUGCUUUUGAUUUACCUUUUUUUCUUUUUUUUCCCUUUCUAGUUUAAUUUUUCUUUCGAGAUCCAAGUAGAGUAGCAGCGGUGUGUGAGUAGAGUAAAUCUUAAUGUGAUUGUGGGUGAAUCUGAGUCGAAGAUGAGAAACAGCGUUGAGACUGUGAACGCAGCCGCUACCGCCAUCGUCACCGCCGAGUCUCGUGUUCAGCCCUCGUCUGUUCAGAAGAGAAGGUGGGGAAACUGCUGGAGCUUAAACUCCUGUUUUGGAUCUCAAAAGAACAACACACGGAUUGGUAACGCCGUCCUAGUACCUGAACCCAUUGCAUCUGGAGCUCCGGCGAUUUCAAUCCAAAACUCAACCACUUCGAUAGCACCUCCGUCAUCUCCAGCUUCGUUUCUUCAGUCUGAUUCCUCAUCUGUCUCUCAUACCCCUGUUGGUCCACUCUCUCUUACAAGCAAUACAUUCUCCCCUAAGGAACCUCAGUCCGUCUUCUCUGCUGGACCAUAUGCUAACGAAACUCAACCCGUCACUCCUCCGGUCUUCUCCGCAUUGAUAACCGAACCAUCCACUGCCUCAUUCACUCCACCUCCGGAAUCAUCACUCCAUAUAACCACGCCUUCUUCCCCUGAAGUUCCCUUUGCUCAGUUGCUUACAUCUUCCUUGGAGCUUACUCGGAGGGAUAGCAGCGGGACGAAUCAAAAGUUCUCGUCUUCACAUUACGAGUUUCGGUCUAACCAAGUGUGUCCGGGGAGUCCUGGUGGCGGUAACUUAAUCUCCCCUGGCUCAGUGGUUUCAAACUCCGGUACAUCUUCUCCUUACCCCGGUAAAUCGCCCAUGGUUGAGUUUCGUAUCGGUGAGCCUCCAAAGUUCCUUGGUUUUGAGCAUUUCACUGCUCGUAAAUGGGGAUCCAGGUUUGGUUCUGGAUCAAUCACUCCUGUUGGCCACGGUUCAGGGAUGGGUUCAGGCGCAUUGACACCAAAUGGUCCUGGGAUGGUUUCUGGAAACAACACUGCAUGGCCACAGAUCUCUGAGGUCGAGUCUCUGGCUAAUUCGGAUCACGGGUCUGAAGUCAUUGUAGCGGAUCACAGAGUCUCGUUUGAGUUAACAGGCGAGGACGUUGCACGUUGUCUUGCUAGCAAGCUGAACAGAUCACAUGACAGAAUGAACAACAAUGACCGGAUUGAGAUAGAUGAGAGAAGAAGCAUAGAGAGAUUGUCAGAUAUAGAUAGAUUGACCGAGCAGCAGAGGAUUCUUCAGCUCAGUUCCUCGUCGGUUGGAUCUAGCAAAGAAUUCAAAUUUGAUAACACGAAGGAAGAGAAUAGUGAGAAAGUCGCAGGAAACAGCUGGAGUUUCUUCCCGGGGUUACGAUCUUAAGUCAGCUAACAAAAGUAGCUUCUUUUACAUUACCAAAGACUAUAUAUAUAAAAGAACCUAUAUAACAAAACAAAACCAUUGAACAUGGCUCAGUGAGAUGGUGAAGACAAAGGUAAGAGAGUGGGUUCUGACAACUUAUAUUAUACACUGAAUAAGUAAGCUAGUUAGCUUUGGUUUUGCAAUUGUUGUAAGAACAACCUCUGUACUGAUGUAAUUAGGAACCUUGGAAUAUUAUUUCAUCUCGUUACAUUGAUAUAUCGAUCGUUGUGAAAUAAAAAUUAUAUUUCGUUUC
This is a messenger RNA of Brassica oleracea var. oleracea, 1699 nucleotides long. RefSeq lists its product as uncharacterized. The transcript is spliced from 2 exons. NCBI's taxonomy places the organism in Eukaryota, Viridiplantae, Streptophyta, Magnoliopsida, Brassicales, Brassicaceae. The coding region runs from base 172 to 1407 and encodes 411 amino acids. The record is from RefSeq and is a predicted model, not a curated record.